This is a messenger RNA of Halichondria panicea, 1808 nucleotides long. Its product is annotated as F-box/LRR-repeat protein 7-like. The transcript has 8 exons. The record is from RefSeq and is a predicted model, not a curated record. Gene Ontology annotation, cellular component: SCF ubiquitin ligase complex. NCBI's taxonomy places the organism in Eukaryota, Metazoa, Porifera, Demospongiae, Suberitida, Halichondriidae. Gene Ontology annotation, biological process: SCF-dependent proteasomal ubiquitin-dependent protein catabolic process. Bases 39 to 1676 code for a protein of 545 amino acids.
GGGCACGCCCAUCUAUCUAUAUCUAAGAGCUAGAGAAGAUGGUGAAGUCACUGGAAGACUAUUGUCUAGCAUGUAUUGCUCGCCACAUUACCACCUUCAAUCGGCUAGGUAACCACCUGAGCCUCAGGCACAAAGAGGUUCUCCUGGAGAGAAUGUGUUGGCAUCAGCAACUCACCCCUGAAGUCACCCCAUCCAUUUUCUACAACCUCUUCUCACAUACCCUCCUCCGAGUGAACCUCUCCUACUCCCCUCAAGUCACGGAUCGUACUCUUGAGUUGCUAGGCAACAGCGGAUGCCUCCCAACCUCAAUCACUCUUAACGAUUGCCCCAAUGUGACUGACAGAGGGAUUUCCUGUCUUACCAGAAUCCUGAGGAAGACUGAGGUUCUCAAGCUGAAAAGGCUGCAUCAGAUAACUAGCAAGGGGCUGAAAUCUAUUGUCUCCCGCUCCUUGAAAUACAUAAACCUGUCAGAGAGCAAUGGAAUAUCAGAUGAAGGGAUCAUUGAUCUGGUCCACAACUGCCCCAAUAUUGAAAAGCUGAGUGUGUUUGAGCUGCACAAACUGUCUGACGUGUCCCUAACUCAAGUGGCUGCAAUCCUAGGAGGCACACUUACAGAGAUAGACGCGUCUGAUAUAAACCUUGUGACCUCCCAGUCUACACAGGCAUUGGCUGAGCAUUGCAGGAAUCUCACUGUGGCUAAGUUUGAGAGCUGUGUUCGUCUAGACGGCUCUGGGUUGAUACAGAUGGCUGAACGAUGUGAUCUCACCGAUCUCUGGAUUUCAUUCUGCUACAAAAUCUCGCAGCCAAACAUCGAUAUAAUUGUGAGCCUUCUGAGAGCCAAGGAAAGAAUGGUUACAUUUAAUGCCAUGGGGAUAGGCAUGUCCACACUCUCCAUGCAGAUGAUAGCGGCCAGCUGUCUCACCUCCCUCUCUCUGUGCGGGGUCACAGCUCUCACUGACAGCACUGUCGAUAUGAUCACCAAAGCCACUGGGCAUAGCCUUGUGAAUUUAGACGUCUCUAACUGUCUGUGGCUGACUAAUCGGACACCUGCCGCUAUUGCCCGCCACUGCCACGCCCUGGAGAAGCUGGGACUGAGGAACAUGAAGGAACUAAAUGGCAGAGAGCUAUGUCCAUUGUUCCUCGAUAAAAGAGCCAAAAACUUCAAGUCUAUCACUCUGUCGGGGUCAAAGAAUAUACCAGCUACAGUUGUCUACGACAUAGUAAGCAACUGUACCAGUCUAAAGAUAUUCACUGUGGCUGGUCUGAAAGAUAUAGACGACAGCAUUGCUUUUGCUCUUGCUCAAAACUGCAAGAACGCUUGUCAGAUCAGCCUUAAAAAUUGUGAACUUACAGAUAAAGGUGUUUGUGAGAUUGCAGUGAACUGCUCUAAGCUGACCAUAAUGGCACUGGCUGGUGUAAGUCACCUCACUGACAAGUGUGUCAUUGCACUGGCAGAGAAUUGCCAUGAACUGAGAGAGCUGUACGUGUCGGGCUGUCCAAAGAUCACCAGACAAUGUAUCACCUAUCUCAAGGACUGUGCGAUUGGUCGAGUGUGUGUCAAGCACACCAUCCCGAAUGCCCCCAUUGGACUGCUCAUGGGCAAGGACCUAGAUACUGGACAGUAUACACGAGUUGACAAUGUAGAAUUUGACAGCCUCAAGAGCAAACUAGCAUGAAUAAAACAAACAAUAAUUAUUAAUUAGCUUAGCAAUAAUGUUUUAUCAUGAAUUUUAUCACAUCCAUUUUUGUACAAGCACUCCAAUCUUAUCAUCGUUACCUUGUAUGGAUGAAUCUUAUGGCUGCUGCAA